Messenger RNA from Adineta steineri, 1698 nucleotides. The record is from the annotation of a GenBank genome assembly. Lineage: Eukaryota; Metazoa; Rotifera; Eurotatoria; Adinetida; Adinetidae.
AUGAAAUAUUUGGAUACAAAUCAAACAACUCAAUAUAAUUCAAAGCUUUUUACUAAUAUUGAAAAGAUUAAAAAUGGAAUGGGCGCUGAAUUUAUGGUAGUAAUUGGACUUAUUUUAGUUCUGAUAUUCAGUAUAAUUAUAUCUUUUAUUCUCAAUUGGAAAUUAUCUUUAAUUAUGUCUUGUAUAAUUCCAAUUGUUAUUGGUAGUUCAUUGUUAUUUGCUAAACUCAUCACAAAAGAAACAGAAGAACAAUUAAAUUCAUAUUCAAAAGCUGGACAAAUUGCUCAAGAAGUAUUUAGUUCAUUAAGAACUGUUCUUUCAUUCAAUGGAAGUAAAUGUCAACAAAAACAAUAUGAAAAAGAAUCGAAAUUAAAUGAAUGGUGUACUGUGAGGAAAGAUGCUGCAUUUGGUGCUUUUUUUGGUUGGUUAAUUUUUAUAAACUUCGUAGUUUAUUCAAUUGGUUUUACUUUUGGUUCCAUUCUCAUGUCUUAUGGAACUCAUCAUAGAUUAACCAUCAGUGAUAUUCUUAUCGUUGUAAAUAUGUUUGCACAAGCUUUAAGUCUUCUCAUUUCAAUUGGUCCUCUCUUCCAAUCAAUUUCGGAAGCUCAAAGUGCAGCAGUAUCUGUAUUUCGACUUAUUGAUGAAGUACAUGAUGAAAAUUUAAAUGAAAAAGAAAUAUUAGAAGAGAAAAUAUCUGAUGAAAAAUUAAUUUCUAAUAUUAAUGGUGAUAUUGAAUUUGAUAAUGUUACUUUUUCUUAUACAUCGAGAGAAAAUGUAACAACUUUGAAUAAUCUUAAAUUAAUUGCUCGUGUUAAUCAAACAAUUGCUCUUGUAGGUUCAAGUGGUUGUGGUAAAUCUUCUUUUUUUCUUUGGAAUAAAUAUAAUCGUUUUAAUAUUGAAAUUUAUUAUAAUAUGAAAAAAAUCAUGAUUGAUGGUCAAUCAAUUACAGAUUAUAAAAUCAAACAAUUUAGACAAAAUAUUGGAGUUGUUAGUCAAGAACAUAUUUUAUUUGGAAUAAGUAUUUAUGAAAAUAUUCGUUUUGGUAAAUUAAAUGCAACACGUACAGAAAUUGAACAAGCAGCAGAACAAGCCAAUGCACAUAAAUUUAUUAUGAAAUUACCAAAUAAAUAUGAAACAAUUGUUGGUGAACGUGGAAUACAAUUGAGCGGUGGGGAAAAACAACGUAUUGCAUUAGCUCGUGCACCUGUUAAACAACCCAAUAUUCUUUUAUUCGAUGAAGCAACAAGUGCACUUGAUAAUGUUAGUGAAAAAAUUGUUCAAGAAGCACUUGAUCGAGCAUGUAAAAAUCGGACAACAAUAGUUAUUGCUCAUCGUUUAACAACGAUUCAAAAUGCUGAUUAUAUCUAUGUAUUAGAUAAAGCAAAUUUUGUGACUUUUGGAAUUGCAGGUGCAAAAUUCGUUAGUCAAAUUCGUUCAAAAGCUUUCGGAUGUUUUCUUCGUCAAGAAGUUGCUUAUCUUGAUCGAUCUGAAAAUAGUCCUGGUGCAAUAUGUAAUCAACUUUCUUCUAAUGCAGCUGCUAUUGAAGAUAUGGUUGGUACAAGAUUAUGUGUUAUUUGUCAAGCUUUAGCUAUGUCUGUUUUUGGCCUUUCUGUUGAAGUUAUUAAUAAUAUGCGUACAGUAAAACAAUUAUCAAUGGAAAAUGAAGUUUUACAACAAUAUUCGAAUAUGAUUGAUUAA